This is a messenger RNA of Kwoniella botswanensis, 1185 nucleotides long. RefSeq lists its product as uncharacterized. The record is from RefSeq and is a predicted model, not a curated record. The coding region runs from base 1 to 1185 and encodes 394 amino acids. The transcript has 2 exons. Lineage: Eukaryota; Fungi; Basidiomycota; Tremellomycetes; Tremellales; Cryptococcaceae.
AUGCUUCGACUUUCCAAAUCAGCUUUUCAAUCAGCUUCAAAACAUUUGUACAGGGAAUUCUCCUUCGAACAUUACAAAAAAUUGGAGCAGGGCUGUUCAUUAGGAGUUGGCGACAUCACGAUAGUAGGAAAUUUACAUUAUUACUUGUCACAUGUCCGAAUCCUCUCUUUGUCCAGAUCCAGCAAGAAUAUCGAGUUAUCAGAUUGGCCGAAAUUGUUCAAGACCUUUCCUGACGCUUCGAGAAUUACUAAACACGAUCAAAUACUCUAUGGCGGUUUUGUGAAUGGGAUAGAGCUGUUCACUUUCGAAUAUCCCGUCCGCAUCAGAAUAUCUCAACCCUCUUCAACAACGAGACCUAAGCGUUGUUCAUCCAGAGCACUCGCUCACCACUACGGAAGUGUAAAGAUACCGAUCGGAUGGCAAGAGAUCAUAAGCCUCUGCGUGGAAGUAUCGGAAAACUAUGGUCUUACAAUCAAAGACGAAGAUCAGAAGGAACGGACUUUCCGACAAGAUAUGAUGGAUCAAAUGGGAAAUUAUGACUCGUUCACCUUAACGAAAUUCUGGAAUCACUCCCCCAUCUCAAAUAAGAUCGUAUUUACGAUACUGAGGGAGCUGGAUCAAAAACGAUUACUCGACGUCAAAUGCCUGUCGUUCCUGAGGCUCGAUCAGGAUAUGCUUGAAAUUAUCAGAUUGCUUUCCAGAUCACUUCUUACCAUUUCGCAACACCCUAAAGAUCGGACCGAGACUGUCGUGACUUUCGAACAGAUGCUGGCACUGCUACACUGGAAGGGCUUGACCAAGUUGUCCACCAUUGAUUUAGGGAACUAUCGACUCCGGGCUUCGUCUACAUCUCCAAUGGCUUCGAUGCCUGAGAUUAGCAUACUUUUGCGAGGCUGUAGAGUUGCAAAGGGCUCUUCCACUUACUGGAGCUUCAUGAUCUACCUCAAAUGUUUCAGCGUCACCGAUAGUGAUGCUAAAACAGGCAAGAGCGCGGAACAGUACGCCAGAGAAUUGGCCAAGGUGUCACGUCAAUACGUGAAGACAGAGAAGACGACUUUGAAGCUCUCAAUGACCAUGGUCCACCAAGGCCCUGGGUAUCGGUACAAGACCUCGAUACAGAUCGACAAAGCUUUCGAAAAAGAACUAUCAGGUGCUGAGGUGACGACACCUGAUGUAGAGUCCUAA